Messenger RNA from Fopius arisanus, 1497 nucleotides. Its product is annotated as lipase 3. Gene Ontology annotation, biological process: lipid metabolic process. The transcript has 6 exons. The coding region runs from base 114 to 1418 and encodes 434 amino acids. The record is from RefSeq and is a predicted model, not a curated record. Gene Ontology annotation, molecular function: hydrolase activity, acting on ester bonds. Lineage: Eukaryota; Metazoa; Arthropoda; Insecta; Hymenoptera; Braconidae.
GUGACCAGAAUUAUCGGCAUUCUCGACAGUUCCACAGCGUCGAUGACAUGCAUUAGUGCGGUCAGCUGUUGUGUAUUAUUCAAUUUCCAUCUUUUUUUAUUUCAUGAAAUUACAUGAAUUAUCCAAAAAUGAAUUAUUCGAUUUACCCCUCGAGUUUUUCCCACUGGUUUUUUAUAUUUAUUACUCUUUUUAUUGUCAAUAUCAAUGGAGCGAAAAUUAUGAAAACGUCUAUUCACUCUUAUAAGGGGUUCAAUGCAAAAUUCGACAGACCUGACACUUCAGAGGAUGCUGGCGAUGAGUCAUUUAAUCCGGAUGUCGAAUUAAUGACGCCGGAAAUGAUACGGCGAGCUGGAUAUCCUGCGGAGGCGCAUACAGUGGUAACUGAAGAUGGAUAUUUUCUGAAGAUUCAUAGAAUUCCAAAUAAAACAGGCUAUCCAAUAUUUCUUCAACAUGGCCUAUUGAGCAGUUCUGCCGAUUGGGUAAUUUUGGGGAGAGGCCGAGCUUUGCCGUAUUUACUAGCGGAUCUAGGAUACGAUGUGUGGCUUGGAAAUUACAGAGGUAACACAUACUCUUUGGGGCACACGACUCUAUCCAUUAAUUCUCAAGAAUAUUGGAAUUUUUCCUGGCAUGAACUGGGAAUCCACGAUUUACCAGCGAUGCUAAAUUAUGUGGUCAAUUACAAAAAUCAACAGGUGAUAUAUAUCGGCCACUCGAUGGGAACAACUGGGAGUUUUGUUAUGGCAGCAGAACGUCUUGAUAUGCAUGAAAAAAUUCGAUUGCUUAUCAGUUUUGCACCCGUGGCCUACAUGACACAUAUAAAAAGCCCCAUCCGUAUUUUUGCACCUUACAUCCGUGAAAUUCAACGCAUAGAACAGUACUUUGGUCUUGAUAAAUUUCUACCCCGAAAUUGGAUAAUCCAUCUUCUAUCGAAAUAUGGCUGUAAUCUGACGACAAAGGAGGAAAAAGUGUGUGAAAAUAUUAUAUUUACAAUAGGUGGAUUUGACGCGGCGCAAUUUAAUUUGAGCUUUCUCCCUGUCAUUACGAAUCACGAUCCCGCAGGUGCAUCCACUAAGUGUGUGGUUCAUUACCUGCAGGAAGUAAAUUCUGGAAAAUUCAGACAAUAUGACUUUGGAGAAGUGAAAAAUAUGGAGAAAUAUAAUGCAAUCAGUCCCCCUGAUUAUAAUAUAUCGAGGAUGUCUAUUCCAGUGGCAUUUUUCUACGGAAUAAACGAUUGGUUGGCUGCAGUCCAGGAUGUAAAACGGUUUUAUAAACAAUUACCAAAUACAGUCGAGAUUGUACAAGUUAAUCAUACAAUGUUUAAUCACCUGGACUUUCUGUGGGCCAGAGAAGCCCCAGAAUUACUAUACUAUCAAGUACUUGAUCUCAUUCAUGAUCAAAUUCAAGGGGGUAAUCAUUAAUUGACUUUUUUUUUUAAUUAAAUAAGCUUUGAGUCAUUGUCAAUACAUAAUAAAUCAAUACGUUACUUGCCACUUAAAA